AUGCCACCUAAAGCCGACUGGGAAAAGUACAAAAAGCCUGAUGUGGACUCCAAAGACGAAGACAAGAUCGUCGCGCUAGACGAGGGCGAUAUUCAGUUGCUCAAGACUUACGGUCAGGGUCCUUAUGCUGCCUCGCUCAAGGGCAUCGAAAACGAGAUCAAGGAGCUGCAGAAGCGCGUCAAUGAAAAGAUGGGUGUCAAGGAGAGUGACACUGGUCUCGCACCACCAAAUCUGUGGGACUUGCCAGCAGAUCGACAACGCAUGGGCGAGGAGGAGCCCCUUCAAGUUGCACGCUGCACCAAGAUCAUUCGAGCCGAAUCCAAAAAGGAGGGCGAAGCGUCAGAAGGAGGUGCUUCGGGAAGCGCAGGCAGUAGAUCAGGAGGCGGUCUUGGAGGUCUUGGCGGUCUAGGAGGCCUGGGAGGUUUCGGUGGCUCUUCGCACCCAACAGCCGAUGAGGAAGACAAGUACGUCAUCAACGUCAAACAGAUCGCCAAGUUCGUCGUUUCGCUCGGCGAGCGUGUGGCACCCACAGAUAUUGAAGAGGGCAUGCGCGUCGGUGUCGAUCGCAACAAGUACCAAAUCCAGAUUCCACUACCACCCAAGAUCGAUCCCUCGGUCACCAUGAUGCAAGUCGAGGAGAAGCCGGAUGUCACCUAUGGCGAUGUCGGCGGUUGCAAGGAGCAGAUUGAAAAAUUGAGGGAAGUCGUCGAGCUUCCGCUGCUUUCACCAGAGCGCUUCGUCAACCUCGGCAUCGACCCACCCAAGGGUGUGCUGCUUUACGGCCCUCCCGGUACCGGAAAAACGCUCUGUGCGCGAGCCGUCGCCAACCGAACAGACGCCACUUUUAUCCGAGUCAUUGGUUCCGAGCUCGUUCAGAAAUACGUGGGUGAGGGAGCGAGGAUGGUACGUGAGCUCUUCGAGAUGGCAAGGACCAAGAAAGCGUGUAUUAUCUUCUUUGACGAAGUCGACGCAAUUGGUGGUGCACGUUUCGACGACGGUGCCGGAGGAGACAACGAGGUGCAGCGAACCAUGCUGGAGCUCAUCAACCAACUCGAUGGUUUCGACGCGAGAGGUAACAUCAAGGUGCUCAUGGCUACCAACCGACCUGAUACGCUCGAUCCUGCGCUUCUGCGUCCCGGUCGUCUCGACCGAAGAGUCGAAUUUGGUCUGCCAGAUAACGACGGUCGUGCCAACAUCUUGCGCAUCCACGCACGUUCCAUGUCGGUUGAGAAGGACAUCCGAUACCACCUCAUCGCUCGUCUCUGCCCCAACGCCACCGGUGCUGAGCUGCGAUCGGUGGCAACAGAGGCGGGCAUGUUUGCUAUUCGUGCGCGAAGAAAAAUGGCCACCGAACGCGAUUUCCUCGAUGCGGUCGACAAGGUCAUUCGCCAGGGCAGCAAGUUUUCAUCGACAGCUUUGUAUGCUCAGUACAACUAG
Mycosarcoma maydis (corn smut) is the source of this 1437-nucleotide messenger RNA. RefSeq names its product putative proteasome regulatory particle base subunit RPT1. Gene Ontology annotation, biological process: proteasome-mediated ubiquitin-dependent protein catabolic process. Bases 1 to 1437 code for a protein of 478 amino acids. Gene Ontology annotation, cellular component: proteasome regulatory particle, base subcomplex. The record is from RefSeq and is a predicted model, not a curated record. Gene Ontology annotation, molecular function: ATP binding; proteasome-activating activity; ATP hydrolysis activity. Lineage: Eukaryota; Fungi; Basidiomycota; Ustilaginomycetes; Ustilaginales. The transcript has a single exon.